Exaiptasia diaphana is the source of this 2989-nucleotide messenger RNA. Its product is annotated as homer protein homolog 2. NCBI's taxonomy places the organism in Eukaryota, Metazoa, Cnidaria, Anthozoa, Actiniaria, Aiptasiidae. The transcript has 8 exons. Gene Ontology annotation, biological process: G protein-coupled glutamate receptor signaling pathway; regulation of store-operated calcium entry. The coding region runs from base 110 to 1099 and encodes 329 amino acids. Gene Ontology annotation, cellular component: plasma membrane; cytoplasm. Gene Ontology annotation, molecular function: G protein-coupled glutamate receptor binding. The record is from RefSeq and is a predicted model, not a curated record.
AGACAACUUGACAUGCUGAAACCACUUCUUCUCCAAACAACGUCUUCACCAAACUAAAAGCGUCUGCGCUCUUAAACAAGCUAAAUUGUUCUUCUUCGACGCAUCAAGGAUGGAAACUGAGGACUCAGUAAUUCAAUUAGCCUCUUGGGAGCUGCCAGUUUUUUCGUCGAAAGCACAUGUCUUUCAAAUCGACCCAGCGACGAAGAAAAGCUGGAUACCUUGCUCUAAACAGGCUGUUACCGUCUCAUUUUAUUAUGACAAGACUAAGGAAACACAUCGUAUUAUUUCUGUGGAUGGAACCAAGGCCAUCAUCAACAGCACUAUAUUUCCCAACAUGAAUUUCACCAAAACAUCCCAGAAGUUUGGCCAGUGGUCUGACCCUAAGGUGAACAGUGUCUAUGGAUUAGGAUUUCCAUCUGAGGCAGAAUUAAAUAAGUUCGCAGAAAUGUUCAAAGAAGCGAGAGGAUCCACUUCAUCUCUAGCUAACACAAGCAGACCAUCAAGUGGCACAUCAUCACCACAAACCACUGGAAUAUCAACAAACACUUCUCAAAUUAAUGGUGUACGAGACUCCCCCACACCACAGGGAACCCAUACAUCAUCCAUGAAGAGUGGCUCUUCAACCAGCAGUAAUGAGGAAGAAAGAGAAGGUAUCAGCCAUAAACCAGUUGGCAACACAGAAGCACAGCUGAAAUAUGAGAAUGAUAGGCUYAAGAUGGCUCUUGCACAGAGCUCAACAAAUGCCAAGAAAUGGGAAACAGAGUUACAAACAUUAAAAAAUAACAAUGCAAGAUUGACUGCAGCAUUGCAGGAAAGUACUGCAAAYGUAGAGGAAUGGAAGAAACAGUUGAAUGCUUACAAGGAAGAAAGCUUGCGRCUGAGAAAAAAGGUACAGGAGAUGGAGUCAUCUGAUGUCAAUACUGACAUGUUUAACAGCUUGACACAGGAUAAAAUGGCUUUAGAAGGCAGAAUAAUUCAUUUAGAAAGUGUAACAAGAGAAAGAGAAGAGGAGGUAGCAUUGUUAAGACACACCAAUACAGAACUCACUAGCCAAGUAAAGGUUAGUACAUCAUCUAAAAAAAAUCAUGAUUUAGUCUGACUUAUAAGAGGCAAUGAAGAGGCUGGGAAUUUGAAGACAAAUGCUUUUCUGACAACAUUGUCGAGAACAACUGUGACAAAGAGAGGACAUUUUGAAUUUGUAUUAUAUUUGAGUAAUCCAGUACUCAUCACUGAACUUCUAUUGUUGUUGUCUGUCCAUCAUUUUUGCAAUCAGUCACAUAAUUUGUUCCAAUCAAUGCAUGAAAACCCAAAUAUUUUAUCUUUAUGGAGAACUCAGUUUGGAGAGUUUUUCCAGGAGUUCUCAAUAAAGAUAAAUUAUAUAAAGAUUGGCUUUAACCAAACUAUUUUCAACAUAUUCUCAGCUUAUUCCUUCCUUGGGCACAUCUCUAUAUCAAGUAAAAUCAUACAAAUUUUUAUCAACUAACACAGGUGUGYCGAGAAGAAAAUGAGGGWCUCCAGAAGAAAGUACAAGAWCUUGAAGUGAAGUUAUCAGAAUCAAACCUCCAGGCAUCUGCAGAGCAGUUAAACUCCCUUCAUCAGGCAAUUAAAUCAAAGCUAGAUGAAUUAAAUACAUUAAAUGAAAGUAUCCCUACAAUGGUAAAGAACUCCUGAAGAAUCAAAUAKAAAGAUUUAUUUGCAAUUAUUAAUCCGAAAUCUACAAAGCUGUUAAUUAUAGUUAUUUUCUAUAAUAGUUUAUAGGGAUGUCUUUGUCUUCAAUAGAAAUAAGACACAUAGUGUUUCGCAUUAUAUCGGACGCAGGGUGCAUUAUUGUCAGUUUGCGGUGUGUGUCUUGGAAAUGAGGCCUCUCAGGUGUCUAUAAAUAAGGUGUGUCUGAAAGGGUAUCUGUCUUCCAAAUUUACAUCAGUCUAAGCAUGACCUGAUUUUGGGUAACAAAGAGAUUGUGUGAGGUGUGAAUCAAAGGGAAGUCUUAAGGGUCUUUGUUCUUGGUCAGUUAGGAGUCUUUAUCUCUGGAGAUGUCUGGCUUAUCACAAUAGAGCUCUKAGAGACUUCCUCACAGCGUACUGGCUGGCUCUUUUUGGGGGGAGGGGAGGGGGCUGGAAGAAUGGUAAGAGAAAAAGGAGAAAGUUCCUCCUCCCCCCUUCCCACAAAAACUGCCAACUACUCAGCCUGUAUCUGUAAUUGAGAGACAUCCAUUGCUGUGUGUCGUGUGACAAGUUUAUAUCCAAACAAAAUGAUAGUGUUAGUGACAUGGAUUAUUAUUAAUAUAUAUAUAUAAAUAAUUAUUAUUAGUUAUUAUUAAUUUGCAUGUUAUGUAAUUAUUAUGAUUUAUGCAUAAAGUCUAAAUUUUGGAAACGCCAUAGCCAUUGUCAUAUAAAUGGAAAUUUAGUUUUCCAUUGUUAUGUUCAGCGUGUAAUCUUCCAUAUUGUGAGAAUGAAAUGAGAGGCUAUCAUUAUCCAAUCAUCAUAUCCAAAUAUUCUUAUAAUAAUUAUACAACAUGUAGUUCCUUAUUUGUACUAAUUCCAUGGCAUGUAAUUAAAUUUCAAAAUCAAAACAGGUGUAUUUUGAAGGCAUUAAUGUUUAUGCUUUUGCCUAGAAGGGCGUCAAAUUUAAGGGUAUUUUUCAUAAAAAUUAUUAAAACUCACAGAUAAUUUGUACUAAUAAGUUAGUAGCAAUACAUUCAAAGGGAAAUUCAAUGGUAGAGUAAAUACCAUAUAACCAAGAAAUACAUGUCUAAAAAUGUAUCAUCUAGUUUGCAGUAGUAUAUAAGAAUUGUUAAACUGGCAGUGUGGUAGAGUGCAAGUGUUUGACCAGUGUGCAAGUCUCUCAGUUGUCAUAGAAUCAGUGAAAUGUUUCAUUGAUAUAUGUAUGACAUGCACUCUGGGUCAAUAUGAUUGUAGAUAGGUCAUAAUAUGAGUGUAACAAUUGAGUCAAAAUGCAGAAAAUGUAAAUAUAAUAAUACUAAAGAUUU